AUGCCAGGGGCCAGCACACCGAGGGUGAAGGCAGUGUGCUUCUCUUCCAGUGAGCUGUGUAUAACCUCACACACUGGGUCUACUACAGGACAAGGCCGUUCUUUCACCAUCAACUGCUCUGGGUUUGGCCAGCCCAGGGUGGAGCCGGCUGUUCUGGAUUCAAUGUUGAGCAGAAAGGCCUUCCACCCAGUCAUCAGCCUCGAAGUCCGCGUCCAAGUCAACAUCUCCUUCACGACUGCCAUCCUAGAUGUAGAUGAACAGCUGCAGCUCAUGACCUCAUUCUUGUGGCUAGAAAUGGUCUGGGACAACCCCCUGAUCCGCUGGAGCCCGGAGGAGUGUGAGGGCAUCAGGAAGAUGAGUGUGUUGGCCAGGAACCUGUGGCUCCUGGAUAUUUUCAUCGUUGAGUUCACAGAGAAGGAGAAAACCCCCAGAGGGCUCACAGCAUUUGUAAGUAAUGAAGGUCACAUCCAGUUUAAGAAACCCAUGAAGGUGCCCAGUCUCUGCAACCUGGACAUCUUCUACUUCCCCUUUGACCAGCAAAACUGUACUCUUACCUUCUGCUCGCGGCUCUACACAGCAGAUAACUUGAUACUGGGCAUGGAGAAAGAAGUGUGGGAAAUGGCAGCAGCGUCCCAGAACAUUGUUCCUGUCCACGGGGAAUGGAAGCUCUUGAGCAUCACCAAGGCCACGCCAAAGCUCUCCACAGACACCCAUCUGCAUGAUCAGAUCGUGUUCUAUGUGGCCAUCAAACGCAGGCUCCGGUUUUAUGUCCUACACCUCCUCGUGCCCAGUGGCCUCCUGGUAGCCAUCGACGCCCUCAGCUUCUUCUUGCCGACAGAAAACGUGAAUCUCACCCCCUUCAAGACGGCCCUGCUGCUGGCCUACAUUGUCUUCCUGCUCCUGAUGAACGACUUACUCUUACUCCCUUUCGGUGGCGGCCCUCUCAUCAGCGUCUACUUCGCCCUGUGUCUGUCCCUGAUGGUGACUGGCCUGCUGGAGACCAUCUGCAUCACCCACCUGCUGCACCUGAGCCCCACCCCGCCCCCACCCGUGCCCCACCGCCUCCACUCCCUGCUGCUGCGCCGUCCGGGCCCGGGAGAGGCCGCCCUGCUGCACCCAGCGCACGGGAAUCAGGGCCCGGGUCAGUCCCGCGCCUGCCUACCAGGCCUGAAAGAGCCGGGAGAGCCAGAGCCCAGUGGGUGCCCCGAAUCGGGGGGCGCCCGGAGGGAGCAGGAGGUGGUGGAGCUGUGGGUGCGGUUCGGCCAUCUGAUGGACACCCUGCUUUUCCGCCUCUACCUGCUCUUCCUGGCCUCCUCCCUCGUCUCCGUCAUUGUCCUCUGGAGCACCUAGGCCUGAUGGCUGUGUGCCCACUCCGAGAUGCCUCUGACCUCCAGGCACCAGCCAGGUCCGCGCCUUCUGUCUGCCACAUGCUCCAGGAUGACCACAUCCCUGCAUCUCACGAGCACCCUCCACCGGUCUGCGUGAUCUGGGUCCCCUCCUCUGCCCCACGAAUGGCCCCAGUAAAUCACUUUGCAGACCUC
Molecule: messenger RNA, 1541 nt
Organism: Heterocephalus glaber (naked mole-rat)
Lineage: Eukaryota; Metazoa; Chordata; Mammalia; Rodentia; Bathyergidae
Source: RefSeq, a predicted model, not a curated record